Molecule: messenger RNA, 1295 nt
Organism: Brassicogethes aeneus
Lineage: Eukaryota; Metazoa; Arthropoda; Insecta; Coleoptera; Nitidulidae
Source: the annotation of a GenBank genome assembly
CAACGUCGCACUUUUAAAGCGAAAACUGUUUUCUGUCAAAAAACUGUUUUAAAAACAGCGUGUAGUUUGCUAUAGUAAACAUAGACAAAACUUGGCUAAUAAAUAGUGGUAAACGAGCAAUAUCGCUAUGUCUGUUAAUCUGAAGAACCUUCUUGAAGGAGGAGCAAUUUUCGACUUGGAUCUAAACAAAGUCAAAGAGGAUUCUGAAGAUGAGGAUGAAGAAAGUACCAAAGAAAUUAAAGAAGCGAUGUCCAAUUUCGUCAAUUUCAAUUGCGAAGGGCAAUUUGAUGAACUUUUCGAUGAAGAUAGUUAUGUACAGGGGCAACCAUUUGAGAUAUUAGGUUCAAAAAUGACCAGUAUAACGGACGAUGGUGGUGUUAAAAAAAGGAGUUUAAGGGAAGGUUACGGGGAUAAGCCUGCUGACUUAGCACUUGUUAAAGUGCAUUACAAUGCUUACAUAGAAUAUGAAUCUACUCCGUAUGAUUCUACAUAUGCAAGGAAGAAAGCUCAUAAAUUUGUAGUAAAUAAUGGGGAGGUGAUUCCUGGUUUGGACUUGGCAGUGCAAUCAAUGAAAACAUCAGAAAAAUCUCAGUUUAUUUUUACGCCUGAUUAUGGAUAUGGUAAAUUGGGCUGUCUUGGUAGAAUACCACCAAACUCCUCAUUGCUUUUCGAAAUAGAAUUAAUUGAAAUCAUCGAUUCUGGAGCUGCUUUAACAUUCAAAGAUUUACCAAAAGAAGAACAAAGAAAAUUUGAAGAAGUCUACAAGUAUUGCAUGGCACUUUGUGCUAGAGGAAAGGAUGUAUUUAAACAAGGCAACGUGAAAGGUGCCAUAAAAGAGUACAACCAAGCUGUCGCGAGAUUGGAAUCGGCUCAACUGGAAAACUAUGAAGAUCAGGAAAAACAAAACGAGCUACUGCACAAGUUGUACACAAAUUUAAUAGUGUGCUACACCAAAGUGGAAGAACCCAGAAAAAGUUGCAACAAUUUCAACAAGUUGAAGAAUUUAUUGAAGGAAACUAAUGUUGAAAUGCCUGCCAAAGCUUUGUAUAAUAAUGCGAAAUGUUUAAGAAUGCUGGGCGACUUUCAGUUAGCCAAGAGAAGAUUAAAAGAGGCUUUGAAACUCGACCCAAAAAGCCCUGAUAUUGCCAAUGAGUUUAUAACUUUGAAUAAUCAAAUAACUGCAUAUAAACAAAGUGAAGCAGAAUUGGCCAAAAAGUUCAUGGGACAAAAUUAACACUAAGAUAAUAUAAUCCAUUUUUUUUAUACCAAGAUUUAUGCUUUAGACUGUUAUGAGA